Cyphellophora attinorum is the source of this 513-nucleotide messenger RNA. RefSeq names its product Protein yop1. NCBI's taxonomy places the organism in Eukaryota, Fungi, Ascomycota, Eurotiomycetes, Chaetothyriales, Cyphellophoraceae. Bases 1 to 513 code for a protein of 170 amino acids. The transcript is spliced from 4 exons. The record is from RefSeq and is a predicted model, not a curated record.
AUGUCGUCCUUCCAAGAUAAAGCUCAGCACCAGAUAGGUCAGCUGGACAAAGAGCUGUCCAAAUAUGAGGUGCUCAACAAUUUCGAGAAGCAAGCUGGCGUGCCCAAGGUCUACGUGAUCCUCGGCUUGGGCGGCCUGUACUUCUUCCUGGUCUUCUUCAACCUCGGUGGUGCAUUCCUCGUCAACUUCGCUGGCUUCAUCCUGCCUGGCUACUAUUCCCUUGAAGCCCUCUUCUCUGCCAGCAAGGUCGAUGAUACUCAAUGGUUGACCUAUUGGGUUGUCUAUGCAUUCCUCAACGUCUUUGAGAACUUGAUCAAUGCCGUCUACUGGUUUCCAUUCUACUACACCUUCAAGUUCAUCUUGAUCCUCUGGAUGGCCCUCCCAGUCACCAGCGGUGCACAGAUUGUCUUCCGCUCUUUCAUCCAGCCAGUCUUCUCCCGCUUCUUUUCGACCUCCGGCACAACCGCCGCUGAUCUACGAGCCAAGGCUGACGCCGCUGGCAAGAGCCAGUAG